Messenger RNA from Lymnaea stagnalis (great pond snail), 4542 nucleotides. Lineage: Eukaryota; Metazoa; Mollusca; Gastropoda; Lymnaeidae. The record is from the annotation of a GenBank genome assembly.
AUGAGGUAUCAGAGCUUUGCUACGGGCAAGGACUUCCGGUUCAACGAUACAGCUUGGCUGGGUGCUGACGGUAUUUAUUCAACGGUAACAAGUAUAUGAAAAUAAAAACAACAACAAAGAAACAAACAAACAAAAUAACACAAUCUGGCCUUCCAAUCCCCAGGUCAGGAUACCCUCACGGAGUAUCCCUUGCGUCUAAUGAAAUGUCCUCUUCAACACCGGGCACAGAAACAUUGCAAAUCCCCUCUACAUGCAUAGGAGCCAGAAUGAUCAAUAAAUUGUUCAUAUAGAAUCAAUAUAAUAUAUAGAAGAAUAAGAACUUGCCGCAAUUAUUUUUUUUACUGUUUAUAAAUUUAUAUUAAUUGGUAAUUACAUCAGCUUCUUCUUAUUUAAUGUAUGUUUUGUUUGCUUGGUGCCCUUAUGGCUUUGUAGUCCAAAAAACAAAAAAUCCAUUCAAUUGAGAGCCGCUUUAAAAAUAAACACAUCCUGUUCAAAGAAACAACCUGGUCAAGUUAUCUUACUAUUCCCUCAAAAUGCAAACAAAAAUUAAAAAUUCAGAAAUGGUUCAUUAAAAAAAAAAGUCCCACCACAAACGAAAAUGUACCAACCACUAACAAACUGGUCUACCACAACGAACGACCACAGACUCCCAACCACUAACAAACUGGUCUACCACAACGAACGACCACAGACUCCCAACCACUAACAAACUGGUCUACCACAACGAACGACCACAGACUCCCAACCACUAACAAACUGGUCUACCACAACGAACGACCACAGACUCCCAACCACUAACAAACUGGUCUACCACAACGAACGACCACAGACUCCCAACCACUAACAAAGAAAUCCAACAAUAUAAAAAAAAAAUUAGUCCAACCACGACAGAGCCAAUGAAUAAUCAAACACAACCCUCUUUAUUAAAAAUUAAAUGAAAAGCUUUUCGAAAAGACACUCCACCCACUGCAUGCGGGGCUAACCACGUCACAUAACGAUCAAGUACAUCCAAGACCGAAAACAAUAAAAAAAAUAACUUUAAAAAUAAUAAUGAUAAUAAUAAUUAAGGUGUCUUAUAUAGCGCGGUACCCAAGCCCAGGGCUGGGCUCACCGCGCUGUACAUAAAAAUGUUAUCAAAAGAGACAUAAUCAUGACAUUAAAAUAAAAUACAUUUAUGAAAUAAAGAAGAGCAAAAAAAUGUAUAUUCACCCACCCCACAAACAUAACUCUCACAAGGCAAACCAUGGACGGCAGCCAGCAAGAUCGUUUAUCGGUCAGAGGAGGGGAAUCACUCAGGGUAGUAUAACCUUCUUGCAAGUGGAAUAAAAAGAAAAUGUGGGAAAUCUUUGAACACUAUUGGCCUUCUGGAAUAGUUUCUAGUUUUCCCAAGUCCACAUGAAUGGUCUGAGAAAAAAUAGUGAACAUUGAAAUUAGUUUAUUCCAUUUCCAUGCUAAUAAAAUGAAAGGACGGCAUUUAAAAAUAAAAUUAUUAUUGCAUUUAAAAGAAUUCACCAGAUUUCAAUGGCUAGGACUUAGGGUACAUUGUACAGCCUUCAUAUGUAUGUACACUGUACAGCCCAUUAAAUUCAUUAAAUCUAAUUGACCGGAUCCCUGUUGACAGAUGCAGUUAAUUUUUUCUCAAUCAUUUUAGAAGCACUUGAUUGUGUAAUCAGAAUCAAAAGGGAGAUACUUGAUAAGCAAAUAAUAUUUAUAAAUUCUACUGAAUGAGGAUGUGAACUAAAAAACAUAUGCAUAGCUCUAUGAAUCAUAAGGGGAUCAACUGUGUUCUUCAUCAGAUCAUUAAAAAAAAAUAUGAAGCAGCUACUAAUAAAGAAAUAUACCCGAUGGGAAUUACAAGCUAACUCUAAAAUUUAACAGCCCAAAUAAGGCGAUGGGCCAGAAGUACACCUAAGCCUAAAUGCAAGAGACAAAUUUUGCAUAAAUACCUUUGAUCAAAUUACUGAUACAAUGCAAACUGAGAUGAGAAGACGAGGAAAAGGAAAUAAAAUAAUAGCAGAGAUUUUUACAUACUAAUUCAAUUGUGUGCCACAUACUAUCGGUAUCGACUCAUUAUCAUCUGAAAGUGACAUGAAUUUUAGUGUUGUGAAAAGCUUAUAGGAGCCAGAAUGAUCAAUACAUUGAUCGUGGGCCCUCAAAAUAUAGAAGAAGAAGAUAAUCUCAGUAUAUUAUUAAAUGUUACCCAUGACGUCAUUUAACUGCUUCAAAACAAUUGGGAUAGGGGUUUGUUUUUUCUUCCAUUGUUGACUUCGAUAUUGAAGAGCGUUUCCUGCACGUAUAAUUGUGUGCCUUGUCUAUGUUCCCAGCAUGCCCCACAGCGUCCGUGCCAGUGAUGUAAUCAUUCUUGAUCUGUAACUUGUAUCUUGUCUAUUUUUAUCAUUUCCAAGUAUGCAUACACCACUAGGAUUACACAUUUUCAUUGUUUCUCUUUUACCUUGUCUAUUGUCUUUUCUUCCCCCCAGCACGCCUACACGACUCGUGCCAUUGACAUCAUCAAUCGACAUGAUCCGGAUGUUCCAUUAUUUUUGUUCCUGUCAUUCCAAGCUCCACAUACGCCCAUUACGGUACCUUUUUAGUCAAUAACCCCGCCCCCCCCCCCACCCUAAUUCUUUGCUCUGGAAUUAUUUUUUUGUUAGUUUAAAAAAAAACCCAGCUCUUGGACAGUUCGUAAUAUACUUUCGUCGCUUAUAUAGUAUACGAAAAUCUGCAUUAAUUUGUUUUUCAUUCUGCACUCUUGUGUAUGAGUGCCAGAAUUUAGAUCUGAGCAGGACACUUCUGAUGUGCUCCGUUGAAAUGAUUUUCGGUUACAAUACCACAAUAUGGAACCUUUCAAAUCCUCAUUAAUUUUCAUCCAUUUAUAUUCUCAAUUUUUUCUUUUAAAAUGUUGCAUUAAUAAGAAUUUAAAUUUGUUUGCCUUGUCAGUACGAACCACAGAAUUAUAUUUGGCGCCCGUUUUAUUUUUUUACACAAAUUAACUUUCGUUUCUAACAAUAAUAUAGAAAGCCCCCUGCUCUAAAUAUUGAGCUAAACUGAAAUUAUUGAGUUUUUUUUUUCGAAAACAUAAUUUUAUUCCUUUUAAAAUUUUUAUUUAAAGCAUCUGUUCUUUCUUGUUUUGUGUUGUCUGCUGAAGAAGGCAUCUGGCCGAAACGUCCUUUUUAAUUAUCCAGCCUUCUCUUUUCAAGCCUAGAUAUAUCUUGUUCCAUUCAUUAUUUCACUAACAAAGAACGCUGUUAAGAAAUAACUGAUGUUAGGGCUGAUGAUCGUUACAGAAUAUGUUUGUCUAAAUUUAUAACUAGGUCACAAUAAUUCAUUGCAAGUUUGUUUCGACUCUUUUUUCCAGGCCCCUUUGAGGUACACGGAGAACUUUAAAAAUGUCCACUUCCCGACCAGGAGAAUUUACUUAGGCAAGUACUUGGAUUUGAAUCACUCAUGGUUAGCUGCAGUUCAGAGGUGCGAUUUAGAAGUUGGCGGAACAUAGUGUUAGUGUACAGAUUCAUUUGGGCAUCUUAAAAGUAUGUAGAUCCAGGUGUAUUAGACGACUGUACAGUUUGUAGAUACGGGUGUAUUGGACAACUUUACAGUUUGUAGAUCCAAGUGUAUUGCACAGCUUUACAGUAGUAGAUUGUGUUGUAAUGGACAACGAUUCAGUGUGUAGAUCCAGGUGUAUUGGACAACUUAACAGUAUAUAGAUUCAGGUGGAAGGGACAACUUACAGUAUGUAGAUUCAGUUGGAAGGGACAACUUACAGUAUGUAGUUUCAGGUGUAUUGGACAACUUUACAGUAUGUAGAUCCCGAUAUAUUGGACAAUUGUACAGUAUAUAGAUCCGGGUGUACUGGAAAUCCUUACCGUGUCUUGGAUUUUUUUGGAUGAUACUGUUAGAAUGGCAAAUGAAACAUUUCGCGAUUAUGGCGAUUAGAACAAACAUCUGUGGAACAUUUCUUGUUCGUUUGUGUUUUAACUGAAGACACAACUUAGUUCCUUUAGACUGUGUCCUCAGGUAUGGUGACCUAAUUUCCUUUCGUCUGUGUCUCCCAAGGUAUGGUGAGCUACUUUUUGUUUGUAUGUGUCCCCUUAAAAGAAUGACCUAAUUUCAUCUUGUCUGUGUCUCCCCAGGUAUGGUGAGCUACUUUUUGUUUGUAUGUGUCCCCUUAAAAGGGUGACCUAAUUUCAUCUUGUCUGUGUCUCCCCAGGUAUGGUAACUUAAUUUCAUUGGCUUGUGUCUCCCCAGGUAUGGUGACCUAAUUUCAUUGGCUUGUGUCUCCCCAGGUAUGGUGACCUAAUUUCAUUGGCUUGUGUCUCCCCAGGUAUGGUGACCUAAUUUCAUCGGCUUGUGUCUCCCCAGGUAUGGUGACCUAAUUUCAUUGGCUUGUGUCUCCCCAGGUAUGGUGACCUAAUUUCAUCGGCUUGUGUCUCCCCAGGUAUGGUGAAUGCAUUAGAUGAGGCCGUAGGGAACAUCACCAACGUUUUAUUUAAGAAAGGAAUGAACAAGAACAUGCUCCUGGUUUUCACAAGUGAUGUAUGA